UUAGCGAGAAACAUGGAGAAUAAAAUUGUUGAAAGCAUUGAGAGACUUUCUCCCAAGGAAACGAUUUCAAUCUCAUCUGAGGUGGUGGAUUUUAGGGGUAUAGGAAAAGUAGAGAAAGAAUUAAUUCCUUUAUUUGAAGAAUUUUGUUCAUUGUAUCCCUCACUUAUUGAUAUCAAGAAAAAGAGAAGUCGAAGAUUUAUCGAAUGGGCUUUUACAGCACUUGGUAGAGUUCUUCAUUUUCUCAACACUAAAAAGGAGGGAGACAUGGAUGAUGAUGCUUGCAAUUAUCUCCAAACUUUGUGGGAAGAACUUGAGAUAAGUGGAUUCGAUUUGUCAUGGCUGAAACCUCGUGUUGAUAGAGCUCUUGAGAUGAAAAAGUUGGAGAAGGAUAUGACUAAUUUAGAGAUGGAAGUAAAGACUUCGAUGACAAAGUUGAUUGAAGCAAAGGUAAAUCUGGAAAUAACAAGAAGGUUGGUGAAAUUAAAAGAAAGUUUUGAAGAAUGCGAUUUGGAUGCUGAAAUCAGAUAUGACUUGGUGAAGAGGAUUUCCCAUAAGGAGACGCUGGAAGAUGCCUUUGAGAUAAGCGCCGUACGUGUUACUGAGGCAGUUAAGGAUAAAGUGGAGCACUUGAAGGAAAAAUUGGCUAUGGUGCAGUCCGAUUUGGACGAAGCGUUAAAGGUUAAUUCUAAGUUGAACAUUGAGCUACAGGAUCUGGGCGUUGCACAUGCCGACUGCGAGAAGAAACAAGAGGAUUUGGCUACUCAACUGCGGUUGUUUUCGCUCUUUGACAGCGGUUUUCGAACCGCGACAUUUUAAGCCACGGUAAAAAUUCUGGAACUUUAUGUCGCGGUUGUAACUGCGGUAAAAAAGAUGUGGAAUAGACCGCGAUUACUAACCGAACCGCUGCCUAAACCUUAUUUUUUAAUAAAAAAAGAAAUUACAUCACAA
Vigna radiata var. radiata (mung bean) is the source of this 948-nucleotide messenger RNA. RefSeq lists its product as uncharacterized. The transcript has 2 exons. The record is from RefSeq and is a predicted model, not a curated record. NCBI's taxonomy places the organism in Eukaryota, Viridiplantae, Streptophyta, Magnoliopsida, Fabales, Fabaceae. The coding region runs from base 13 to 816 and encodes 267 amino acids.